Molecule: messenger RNA, 2284 nt
Organism: Mercenaria mercenaria
Lineage: Eukaryota; Metazoa; Mollusca; Bivalvia; Venerida; Veneridae
Product: EGF domain-specific O-linked N-acetylglucosamine transferase-like
Exons: 14
Coding region: 141-1457 (438 amino acids)
Cellular component (GO): endoplasmic reticulum lumen
Molecular function (GO): protein N-acetylglucosaminyltransferase activity
Source: RefSeq, a predicted model, not a curated record
AAUUUUCAUUGGUUGUUGACAAUCCCACAUGUUCCAUCUACGCGCAACUGGUACUGCGCAUAACAAUGGGAAGAGCUUGAAAAAGUGAAAAGUGAAAUCGGAACGACAUCGUUAAGGAAAUAUAAGCUACUGUGGCAAGAAUGAAAUGGUUUAUGACCUGGUUAUCUCCCAUGCUAGUUUUUCUUUGUUGCCAUGGUUACAACUGGAGCAGCCUAAAUCUUCCGGUCAGUCAUGUCCCAUACUUCUUUACCAACAAUCCGGAUAUUAGAGAUCUAUGCAAGCAAGAUGAGAAAUGUCCAUAUAAGACAGCCUUGAAGGAGAAGAGAUGUUGGGGUUAUGAAAGAGAAUGUGCCAUUGAAAACAGAUUGUCUUUGCCAGAAUGCCCGGGUGAUAGCAGAGGAUGGUCAUCUACAAAAGAGGAUCAGUUAGAUCAGUUCUGGAAAGGCGCUGACUUUGGUUAUGUACUAGAAAGAAGGAAAGAGAUGAAACAGUUCUGUGUUCCAAAAUCUCAGGACGAUUCCAGUUUGGAAUGUGCGAAGUACACAAGAUAUUGUCGUGCAAAAAAUAUUUAUUUAGAUUUUAGACGUGCAACAUUUACAGAUAAUGAAAAUUUUAAAGAGGAUUUUUUGUUGGAAGGUGAGAUUGGAGGCCAUUGUGAACUUCACAAGAACCUCCUGAAAGCUGAAGGAGAACAUAAAAGUCCUCUACAGUCUUGGUUUGCAGAAGUGGAACAUUUUUCAUCACUUCAGUUCAAACCAAUCAACAAUGAAAGCUGUGAUACUAUUUUAGAUAAACCAGUGAUGUUCAUGAAACUUGAUGCAGGCGUCAACAUGUUUCACCACUACUGUGAUUUUAUAAACUUCUAUGCAAGCCUUCAUAUAAACAAUUCAUUUUCUACAGAUAUAUACAUGAUCAACUGGGAUACUGAGAACAAAAUAAGGAUAACAAUUCUUGCAAGGAAUACCAAAUACCGGAACAUAAUGAACCAAGAUGAGCUUAUAUCAGCCUUGAACACUGUUGGGGAGUAUGAAGUGAGGUUGGUGGUCUAUAAAUUUAGAGAUAUGCCAUUCUUAGAACAGGUUAAGGUUUCUCAUAACAGCGAUGUGUUUAUUGGAAUGCAUGGUGCUGGUCUCACACACAUGUUGUAUCAGCCAGAUUGGGGAUCAGUUAUUGAGUUAUUUCAUUGUGGGGAUCCAAAUUGUUACUCUGACCUUGCCAGACUGCGUGGUUUGAAGUAUUUUACCUGGGAAAAGACGGAGAAACUGACUCAGGAAGACGAGGGUCAUCAUCCACAAUUAGGGGCACAUCAGAAAUUUACAAAUUAUGCGUUUGAUGUAGUAGAGUUCAUGAGACUUGUUACCAGUGCAGCAGAACAUGUGAAGUCCCAUCCAGAAUUUAUACAAGCUAGAAAGUUGAAGUAUACCUCAUCCAGCCAAUUUACAAAGGAUGAACUUUGAUGAUAAUUCUUUGUAGGAAUUUAAAUUUGACUGUUAAACAUUCUACUCAUGAUUGACAUCUGCAAAGAGUGUGGUGUUUAUUUAAAUGUGCCAUUCUAACUUUCAUAAGUGACUUUUUAGCUCACCUGAGCACGAAGUUUUCAUGGUCAGCUAUUUGUGACCACGCUGUGUCUGUCAUGCGUCCGUCGUCAAAAAUUUCUUUAAAGGACAUCAACUCCAAAACUGCAGAAUGGAUUUUGACCGAAGUUAUUCAAAUGGUUCAGCUUGGUUGCACAUAGGGGCCGCCAGAGUUAAAAAUAGAAAAAUCUUAAACAUCAUCUGAACCUUUGAUCCAAUUUUGAAAUAAUUUCACACAAAUUGUCCUUGCGUAACCUUCUACCAACAUUGUUCAAAUUAUUUCUAUUCGUCCAAAAAACGUGGCCGCCAGGGGUUGUGGUCACUCUUCCCUGUAUCUGUAUGAAACUGAUAGCAUAUUUUGACUGUCUACCGUAAUUGGUCAAAUUAUUGCCCUUGAUUUAAAAAUGGCCAUGCCCAUGUGCAUGACAAGUAUAUAAUAUAGGCUAAUAUAAAAGAAAAUUGGAAUAUCUUCUUCUUUGAGUCCAUAAUAGCUAGAUCCAUGAUAUUUAUAUAAUCGUAACCAUUAUGUUAUACAAACACACUUCCAGCCUUUUAAACAGGUGAAGGUUUUAGGGUCAGUGACCCUCUUGUUAACUGUACCACAGUUUGCAUGCAUUUUAUGCUGACUGGGCAGUAUAGUCUGUCUAUUCCAAUAGUUUACAUCAGCCUUAAACUGUAUUUUAUAUAUAAAAUAAAAGUAUUAAACUCUG